UGGUGGUGCCCCCUUGAAGCACAACAAGUCCAAGGCCGUGCAGACUCUGCCACCGUUGCUGGAAAUGCUAAGCAAGCCCCAGCAGCAUCCGGAGAUGCCUGCUAUAAUGGAGUUCCUCAAUGGCAUCGUGGACUUGGUCAUCAACAGCAGCAGCAACUCCAACGGGGAUAAGGAGUCCAAGCCGGUUGGUUACAUCAAUAAAACCGUCUCUCCGGAUGGCAAGCACCAGAUCAAGGAGUUCGGGAUACGGGCUCCCAACAUGGUGAUCAAGGGAGUGCAGCAGGAAACCAACUAUGGACUGCCCUCGGACCAGAACACCUAUGAGACCUUGUCGGAGGUUUUGCGUCCCUCGUUCAAGCCAAUGAAGAUGCCAAAGAAAUUGGGGCAGGAGCACAACUACGGACUGCCCUCUGAGCCGAUCUCCUAUGAGGCCUUGGAUUUUCUGGGACCCGCUUUCAAGCCCGUUAAGAUGCCCAAGAAAGUGGAGCUGGAGCAGCACCAGUUGAAACCGAAGCAGAAGCAGCGCCAUCAUCGCCGCGAGCCGCAGCUAGGACCCCAGUAUGAAUUGCUCAAUGGCGGCAUUGACAUGGCCCUACGCAAGAACUACGAGAUGAUCGACCGUCUUCUGGAGGACCUCGAGCAGGAGGACGAGCUGCUGCAGAAAAAGAGCCACACUCCCAAUGAGGAGCUCAUCGUGAGCUGCCCGAUUCACCACGAAUUCCAUGCCGAUCGCUAUGGCGAUAUAAUUGAGGAGGAUGUGGUAGAGGUCGAUGAAUGCGAAGCGGUCAAGAUUCUAGAUUAAUCGGAGGGCUUACAGGACAUAUUCAGCUCUCUCCACAGAGAGCACUUUCAACCCAAUGGUUUUCACAAAAUUUGUUUGUUUCUUACAUCGCAUUUCAUAGUGUCAGCCGCCACCCAACUUGUUUCUCUGUUCGGUCAGACAAGGGAAAGUCGGCCUUAAAUUGUUUGCGUUUAAUGAUGUUAAAGUUUACAAAAUCGAGACAUUUUUACACAACAUACAACAUCGAACAUGCGACACACAACAUACUACAUACAACAUUGAACAUACAGUCAUACAACAUACAACAAUUAAUUUGGAAAGGGAGCGCUAAAUAAAUUUAAAACACACACACCCAA
This is a messenger RNA of Drosophila serrata, 1137 nucleotides long. RefSeq lists its product as uncharacterized. The record is from RefSeq and is a predicted model, not a curated record. Lineage: Eukaryota; Metazoa; Arthropoda; Insecta; Diptera; Drosophilidae.